This is a messenger RNA of Polistes canadensis, 2133 nucleotides long. Its product is annotated as putative mediator of RNA polymerase II transcription subunit 12. Gene Ontology annotation, cellular component: chitin-based extracellular matrix. The coding region runs from base 79 to 1833 and encodes 584 amino acids. Lineage: Eukaryota; Metazoa; Arthropoda; Insecta; Hymenoptera; Vespidae. Gene Ontology annotation, molecular function: structural constituent of chitin-based larval cuticle. The record is from RefSeq and is a predicted model, not a curated record. The transcript is spliced from 2 exons.
UAUCCCACUGCACUCUCUCAGUGAAACUCUUAGAGGACCGUUCCUCACCGUCUCUAACCCUUCACUAACGGAAACACCAUGAGGAUUUUUCUAUUGGUUCUCGCAACGUGUCUGCUGGCUCUAACGGAAUCAGCUCGACCUUCCAUUCGGCCUCGAGUGAGAGAACCACAAGUGUAUUACGAAGAAGACAAUCAAGCAGCUGAAGAUGAUUUCGAGACGGUCUAUCAGCCUAGAACACGUGCAUUACCAUCGGCACGCUCGAAGGAGGCUUUGCAACCAUCCAAAGCACCACCCGUCCAAACUAUAAGAAAUUACAACAAAGUCAACGACGAUGGAUCUUUCACGUUUGGUUACGAAGCAGCUGAUGGUUCUUUCAAGGAAGAAACCAGAGGAACGGAUUGCGUAGUAAGAGGAAAAUAUGGUUACGUUGAUCCUGAUGGUAACAAAAGAGAAUUCACCUACGUUUCCGGUAAUCCUUGCGACCCUAACGCACCUAAAGAAGAAGAUGACGAUCUACCGGAUAAACAAGAAGACGAUGAUCUCUCCGGUCCAGCGAAUUAUCCAUCAGUCAGACCAGUAGCGAUCAGACCGAUAAGGCCGAAUUAUCAAUCGAGUACUACCCGUGCCCCAACGACCCUUUUCCAAACUCAAUACCAACUUGAUGACGAGGCUAGUCAAGAAUUAGAAGAAGAAGUUCAGAAACCAGUCCAACUUCGACCUACGUCUUUCAGAAAGCCUCAACAAUCCUACGUACAAGUUUCACCAUCGACUGCCCUUUACGAACCUACGCCAACCAGUCCACCACAAUAUUACAGACUGGCGUCCACCUCAAAUGUACAAUAUCAAACGACUGCUGCACCUUCGGAAAGAACCCCGUCCACGGUAUCGCCGUUAGCUUAUCAAUCGCUCGAGACGAGUACUCGCAAACCAGUAACCCGUCACCAAGUUCGUCCACAAUCGGUUGCCAUUACGCCCAGGCCCCAUAUCGCCCAAGUAGCCGCUCAGUAUGUUUCCCCAAGUAGCACUGAAAGAUCCAUUCCAUACAGCACGCAAUCACGGCCCAACCCGAGCACCUCGAAUCAUCUUCGCACCAGCACCGGCCCCUCCAGCUCAGCCCACCUCGAUUUUGCCGCGGAAUUAGAGCGUUACGUUAACACCGUCGGUGUUCCCUCCAAAUCCGCCCAACAAGCUGCACUUGCACCCUCGAGAGCGAAGCUAGGUCAAACUACGGUCACCACGGUCCCCGCGGAGCCCAUCUAUCAGUCGGAACUGAUUUACGAUCCCGCAACUGGUCAGUACAAUACCCAACUUUAUCAGACCUUACCCCAAACCGUUGGGGAUUUUAGCAUCAGUCACAAACUCCAACCAUUCGUAGCCCAGCCCCACCAGUCCCUACUCGGCCUCCAGCAGCUGCAACAGAUCCAGCAACAUCAACAACAACCUCAGCAGCAGCAACAACCCCAACGUCAGUCGGCCAUUUACAAACAUCUCCCUCAGGCUGUACAAUCUGCUUCCAUCUCGGCUGUGUCCGUUGCCCAACCCCAGGAACUACUCUAUAGGAAACAACAGACCCAGUUGCUUAUGCAGUCCCAGAAUCUUUAUGCCCAGCAGCAACGUCGCCAACAACAACAGCAACAACAACAGCAACAGCAAUCGCAACAACAACAUCAACAACAACCGCAGAGACUUCAAUUGUUGGAAUCCCAGAGAGACCCCCAAGCGUUUUAUUACGUUGCACCGUCAAGAUCAUCCGGUGUGGCUGCGAGUGCACCACUUACUGCGAGUCAAAUCGAUCAAUACCUUCGUUCAGCCAGUUCUGCCAAUAACUAUUGAUCAGAACGAGAUAAUCUCUGAGCGUUUCGUAUUUUUUUUAUAUAUCAACAAUUUAUCUUCAGGGUUUUUCAGAAUGCUAUCGAAUGCAACACGAUAAAUCUUAAUUGCGAAUCUACUCUAGAAAGUUAUUCGUUCUCGUUACACGUCUGUUAAAUCGAUGAUACAGAAAAAGGGACGACUAUAGUACAGCGAUUAGUAUAUACCCAUACAUAUAUACUAUAUUUAUAUACUUUCUCGAAACUCGAACGUUGCACCGAUCCUUUUCAGAAAUUUGCAAAAAAAAAAGAAACAUACAAAAUU